GUUAUACUGUUAGAUGGCCCUAUCGUGUUCUUCCUUUUGCAUUUUAGCAGAGGAUUGACUGUCGUCUGCCAUAAUAUAACCUUCUUUGAAUUUUUAAAAAGUGCAGACGUUUUGCGUGAACAAUGUCAGAAGUCGAGGAAUCAGCUCCAGAGACAGCAGAAGCAGCUCCAGAGCAGGAUGCUGUGUCUGAAGAAGACAAGAAGUUUUUAGCUGAUUACAUAAAAGAAACAGAACAGCGGCUAAACGCUAAAGAAGAAAUUCGAGCUGCUAACUUAAAUCCCAAUAGACCACCGGAAUCAUAUUUUAGCAAGCUCGAUUCAACUUUAAAGAGGAACACGACGUUUGUUAAGAAAUUAAAAAAUUUUAGUAGCAUUCAGUUAGAUACAGUUCUAAAAGAUAUGACACAUUUAAAUCUGACCAAAUAUGUAAGCGAAGUUGCUACUGCUUUGGUAGAUGCUAAACUGAAAAUGACCGACGUUGCACCUGCUAUUAAAGUAUGCAGUUUCUUGCAUCAAACGUAUGCAGAAUUCUCAACUCAUUUUUUUGAAAACUGGCAAAGAAUUUUAUCAUUGAAAGUUGUUGAUAAAAUUGCAAAUCCAAGCAAACUUAGAGUAGAUCUUCGAUUUUACGCCGAACUAGUCAAUGCAGGUAUUUUUACCCAUAAGCAAGGAUUACCAUUGCUCGGUUCUGCGUUAACAGUAUUAAUUAAUAUGGACAAAGAGGAACAUAACAACGCAAGCAUCAUAUUAAGUUUUUGCAAACACUGCGGUGAAGAUUAUGCAGGCCUUGUACCUAAGAAAGUGAGGGAAAUAUCUGAGAAACUGAACACGCCGAUACCUAAAAGUAAAUUACUUUCUCCCGACAAACAACAGAAUGUCAGAGUAUUGCUGCGGGAUUAUUAUAAUUCAUUAUGUAAGCAUUUGUUGAAAGAACAUAAAGAUCUUCAAGCAUUUGAAAAGCAAAAUCGGAAGAUUCUGCAAACGAGGGGCGAGCUAAGUUCUGAGAGGAAAGAAAAACUCGAGAGCCUACAAGUAUCGUACGAACGUUUAUUGAAUAAUGUACAAAGCUUUUCUGAUACUUUGGAUGAAGCAAUGCCAGAACUGCCUGUGGAUAACGAAAUGAAAGCGGAAGCGGAAGAGUCGUUGAAAAUGAUCAGCGAAGGAGAAGAAAAUAGCAUUUUAGAAGAUAUGUGGGGAGACGAGGAGACACGCCGAUUCUACGAAGUUCUACCGGAUUUAACAGUAUUUCUACCAGGGUCAUAUUUAAAAGAAGUACCGAAACAGGACGUUCCGAUAAGCGAAGACACCUUAGAUGAAGAAAUAGCGUUCGAUGAAAUAGAAGAGCCGGAAAAGGUAGAUGAACCAGAAGCGGAAGUGGAAGAGCCACAGGUUUCGAAUAUAAGUAAUAAAAUACUUCUAGAUGCAUUCAUAACACACCUGCCAAAUUGCGUAAAUCGCGAAUUAAUUGACAACGCAGCAGUACACUUUCUAAUGAAUCUCAAUACGAAGCAUAAUAAAAAGAAAUUGGUAAAAGCGUUGUUCGGUGUCUCCAGAAUUCGUUUAGAUUUAUUGCCAUUUUAUUCACGGUUGGCGGCUAUUCUUUAUCCUGUUAUGCCCGACGUGGGAAACGACUUGUGCUCAAUGUUGAAACAUGAUUUUAAAUAUCAUGUACGGAAAAAAGAUCAGAUUAAUAUCGAGUCGAAAGUAAAAGUCGUCAGAUAUAUCGGUGAACUCGUUAAAUUUAAACUUUACUCAAAGAUAGAAGCACUGUAUUGUUUGAAGGUCUUGUUACAUGAUUUUACUCAUCACCAUAUUGAAAUGGCUUGUAAUUUGUUAGAAACAUGCGGUAGAUACUUAUUUUGCUCACCGGACUCGCAUCAAAGAACGAAAGUUUAUUUAGAGCAGAUGAUGCGUAAGAAGGCAGUCACUGCGUUGGAUUCGCGUUAUGUGACGAUAAUUGAGAAUGCGUAUUAUUACGUGAAUCCACCGGAAACUUCGGGCGGUACGUCGAGAAAGGAUAGGCCGCCGAUUCAUGAAUUCAUAAGGAAACUGUUGUAUCAGGAUCUUUCGAAAACCAAUACCGAUAAAGUACUCAAGUGGAUGCGUAAAUUAGAUUGGGAAGAUGAAAGCGUGUCAUCUUAUGCUAUUAAGUGUCUCACUGCCGCACACAAUGUUAAAUAUCUAAAUAUUCGAUGUGUAGGAAGUUUAUUAGCGGGACUCGUCGCGCAUUACGAAACGAUAGGACCUCAUGUGGUAGACGGUGUAUUGGAAGACAUAAGAUUGUGCAUGGAAAUCAAUUUACCGAAAUUUAAUCAACGGCGUAUCGCUAUGGUGAAAUAUCUCGGAGAACUGUACAACUAUCGUAUGGUAGAAAGCGGUGAUAUUUUCCGAACGCUGUAUCUCCUAAUUACUUUUGGAGUUAGUAUGGACCAUAACAUACCAAGUGUUCUAGAUCCUCCUGAGCAUCUCUUUAGAAUCCGUCUGGUCUGUACAUUACUGGAGACAUGCGGACAAUAUUUCAGCGGCGGUUCUAGCAAGAAGAAACUCGAUUACUUUCUAAUAUUCUUCCAAAAUUACUAUUGGUUUAAAUAUACGGAUCCAGUCUGGACUCAGGAAAAUCCAUUUCCCGUGGGUAUAGAUUACAUGUACCGCGACACGCUAACGAUGCUGAGGCCUAAAAUGCAAUUGUUCCAAAGUUACAAAGAAGCACAAUGCGCUGUAGAGGAACUGCGAAAUACAUUGUAUCCUACUCUUGGAAAUCCUACCGCAGAAGAUGGUGUUGAACGUAUCGAGGGAGAGUCCGAUAUGGGUGUAAUCGUCGAAGGAGACGAGGAUGUGGCUGUGACAUCUGGGAACGGCAGUGGAGACGCGAAAGGUGUGGCUGAUUUACACUUUGAAGAAUCUGAAGAUUGCUCGGAGGCUCAAUCGGAAGAGGACUGGACUGCUGACGGAGAAAGAGAUUACACUAUUGGCACGCAGGAAAAUACACAAGGGGAUCAAAGCCUUUCGGAAGGUGGUACCGAUGGUGUCAUUAUGGAUGUUACAGAACUAAAUGCGGCACUGCCAGCGGGUCCUAGGAGAGUAAGUUGUCCCGAGGACGACGACUUCUUGUCCGCUCUUGAUAAAAUGGUUUCAGAUAACAUACAAGAUAGAAUGCGAGACUCGGUGAAGCCGCAGCAAGUGGACAUUUCAGUCCCGCUGCAUGUGAAAAGUACCAAAAAAACUUACGAACAAUUGCAAGAGAGACCUACCGAUAACAACACAGUCGAUUUCGUGCUUAUGCUUAGAAAGGGUAACAAACAACAAUACAAGAAUCUGGCGGUACCCGUGUCAUCGGAAUUGGCAAUGAAUCUUCGGAACCGAGAACAAGAACAAAAGGAAGAGAAGGAACGAGUUAAAAGAUUGACGUUGAAUAUUACGGAGAGGCAGGAGGAGGAAGAUUAUCAAGAAACGAUUAAUCAGAGCACCAGGCCAGUGACGGUAAACUUAAAUCGGGAACGACGGCAAAAAUAUAAUCAUCCCAAAGGCGCGCCAGAUGCGGAUCUCAUUUUCGGCCCCAAAAAGAUUCGGUAGAUGUAUUUUAAUGCACAUGGAAACAAAUAUUUGCAUAUUAUGAAAUCGCAAGUACUUUAUAUUCAAUGCGAACAUUCCAUGUUCGUAUUUGUAUGUAAGAUUUGCAACAUAUUAGCGACUCUUUAUUUUUAAUUUGAAAUACAUAUCUAUAGGUCGUUUAUAUGCAUUCUCCUUUGAAUGUCAAUUUCCAUGUAAAGAUUUUUUUAUAUAAUUCCACAUUAUGUUCUGUAUUAAAAAUGCAUUAAUGUCAAUAUGUAUUUCCAUCCAUUUGAGUGAAAGAUAUUAUUGUCAGCUCUUGAUAUACAAUUGGUGUUUUAUAUAUUACAUAUAUAUUAAAUUACACGGUCUUUAUGUAUGUACAAUAUCUUCUUGAAACAACUGUUUGACUAAACUGCUGUACAAUGUAGCUUGUCCUAAAAACUACAUAUUGACAUGAACGAGGAUACAGUGUUUUUAAUAUCAAUCAUGAAAAUAUGUUAUUAAAAAAUCGAUACAGUUUUACAAAUAUAUUCGUUUCGGACUUGAA
This is a messenger RNA of Ceratina calcarata, 4098 nucleotides long. RefSeq names its product UPF2 regulator of nonsense mediated mRNA decay (gene Upf2). Lineage: Eukaryota; Metazoa; Arthropoda; Insecta; Hymenoptera; Apidae. Bases 123 to 3572 code for a protein of 1149 amino acids. Gene Ontology annotation, molecular function: protein binding; RNA binding. The transcript has 2 exons. Gene Ontology annotation, biological process: nuclear-transcribed mRNA catabolic process, nonsense-mediated decay. The record is from RefSeq and is a predicted model, not a curated record. Gene Ontology annotation, cellular component: cytoplasm; exon-exon junction complex.